Messenger RNA from Sceloporus undulatus (fence lizard), 2701 nucleotides. It is a transcript of the gene CCR7, whose product is annotated as C-C motif chemokine receptor 7. Lineage: Eukaryota; Metazoa; Chordata; Lepidosauria; Squamata; Phrynosomatidae. Gene Ontology annotation, molecular function: chemokine (C-C motif) ligand 19 binding; C-C motif chemokine 19 receptor activity; chemokine (C-C motif) ligand 21 binding. Bases 109 to 1248 code for a protein of 379 amino acids. Gene Ontology annotation, biological process: chemotaxis; inflammatory response; G protein-coupled receptor signaling pathway. The record is from RefSeq and is a predicted model, not a curated record. The transcript has 3 exons. Gene Ontology annotation, cellular component: membrane.
CUUAUACAUUGCUUUUGAGACAAGACCAUUGUAACAUCCUCUUCAUAAGCUUUGUUGGCUAGCACUUGCAUUUCCUUUCUGGUUUCUGUAACUGCCUCAUAAAAAACAAUGGACAGAGACCAACUUCUGAAAGUGGCCAUCCUUUGGAACCUUCCUCUCCUUUCUCAGUUCUGCAUGGGUGAGAAUGUGACACUUGAGUAUGACAGUGGUGACUAUAAUUACACUAUUGACUACAAUCUAUAUGAGGAGGUCUGCAAGAAGGAAGAGAUUCGAAGGUUCCGAGCUACUUUCUUACCCACCAUAUAUUCCAUUGUGUGCUUUGUGGGCCUGGCUGGUAACAGCUUGGUCAUGUUGACCUACAUUUACUUCAAGAGGCUCAAGACAAUGACAGAUAUCUACUUGCUCAACCUUGCCUUGGCUGACAUCCUCUUCCAGUUGACUCUCCCCUUCUGGGCAGUCAGCGCAGCCAAAUAUUGGGUCUUCAAAGACUUUGCUUGCAAGGCUGUCCACUGCAUUUGUCAGAUGAGUUUCUUUAGUGGCAUGCUGCUGCUCCUCUCCAUCAGCAUUGACCGCUAUUUUGCCAUUGUCCAAGCUCCCUCAGCCCACCGCCAUCGCUCCCAGAGGGUGCUUGCCAGCAAGAUCACCUGCUUCUCCAUUUGGAUACUGGGUUUCAUCCUUUCACUCCCUGAGGCAAUGCACAGGGGUGUGUAUGAGUCUGAAACGCAGAUGCCACGCUGCACCCUCAAAACAGUCAACUUGCUUGCCUUCAGCACCUCCAUCAGAAUCUCUCAGAUGGUCUUUGGCUUCUUAGUGCCCCUGCUGGUGAUGACCUUCUGCUACUGGAUCAUCAUCAGGACCUUGUUACAAGCCCGCAGCUUUGAGAAGAACCGAGCCAUCAAGGUCCUCAUUGCAGUUAUGGUUGUCUUUGUCCUCUUUCAAAUGCCCUACAACAGUGUCAUGCUUGCUGAAACCAUCUCGGCCUUCAACAAUACGACUGGCCAGUGCAAUGCCAUCAAGCGCAUGGAUGUGGCCAGUGAUGUGACAUACAGCCUGGCCUGCUUCCGCUGCUGUCUCAACCCCUUCCUGUAUGCCUUCAUAGGUGUCAGGUUUCGCAAUGACUUGCUCCGGCUCCUUAAAAACCUGAACUGUAUCAGCCAAGCACAGCUCUGGAAGUGGUCGACAAAGCUGGAGAACAACCGAUGUUCUAUUGGCACAGAAACUGAUACCACCACCACUUUCUCCCCAUGAAGCACUAUGGACACAACAGAAAUGGCAAACUGACCAUGAAAUUGAGUUAAUGACAUCCAUCUUUGUGAGGGACUGAGUAAAGGACCUCUGAAGCUCGCCAGGCAGGUAUGCUACCAGAAGCAAAAGAUCAUCCCUUCUUGACCAACCCUUCUGUAGAUCAACUGUAAUGAAAUCCAGGCUAAUAAAGGCCACAAAGCAGCAAAAAGUGAACUGUUGCUUACAGAUCUGAAAAAGUGAACCACAGGGUGAAGCAAAGUGCUCUGUAAACCAAAAGAGGUGAUCCGAAUUGUGAAUCCAAAGAUGAUUUGUCAUAAUAAUAGUCACUAUGUGCCUACGCCAAAUGGAAUUGCAUCAAGAACAAUGCAAAUAUAAAAAGGUGAACCUAGUUCAGUUUGUUCCACAGAGUAAGAAACAAACAUGAGCACAAGCAGAUAAACACAUUUCAUUAUUUUAUUCCUAGUUUCUAUCUCUCCCACCCCACCGCCAGUUUCUCUAUUUGAUUUCUUUUUCUCCCCUGCCAUCCCCAUAUUAUUGUUAUGCCAGCUGUAAAAUAGACCAAAUGACCAUCUGGGUCAAGGCACACGCACCCUCCCCCCCCCAAAAAAAAACUUGUUUGUCUAAGUUUCCUCUUCCUCGCUUCAUAUCCACCUGUGCAACCUAGAUGGUUGUGACCAAACCGCUUCAAGUGAUUCAAGGAAGAAAUGAAUGUGUUGUUAAACUGCUGAUGUCUAUGCUUGUUUCCUAUACAGAAGAUGCAUUUAAAGACAAACAUUGUAGAAUAUGAUUGUUUAAUAUACCUAUCUAUAUAUCUAUAGCCUGCAGAAGGCACAUAUAAGUUGAGUGUUGUAUACCAAUCUUGUUAUUAGCCAUUCCAUUAGUUGUCCACAGUAAGCAUCAAAGUUCUCAUUCCUGUACUGUCCUGUGUUUAUAAUGGGCUAUAUAAUGGUAUCUGUGCAUGUGGCUUCAGUGGUGCUAUGGUAAAUUCUGAUGUUCAAGCGGUCAUUGUGAUUGCCACCAUAGUCACAAUUAUAAAUUCCAAAAGUGCAAGCAGCUAUAUUAAGCCAUAUCAACAAACCAGUUCUACCAGUUCAUAUCCACCACAAGCUAGUACAUAUCCACCACACACAAGUCCUUUGUAAAGCUAAUGGGUUUUAACUGCCAAUUGAAAACCAAGCCACCCUAAAUGUACCUUGUAUCAUAGCUCUGCAACUAUGAUUAUAUCAUCUAGGCUUAGAAGGAACAGGGAUAUAUGAGGGGGUGCCAAGUGACAUCAAAUGGCAAAUGGCAUCAUUGAUCCUACAAGCCCUGAUUCCACUACAACAUUAUGAACUCCCUAAAGUUUCCCAGUGGUGAAGUAGAUAAUAGAAUCAUAGAGUUAGAAGAGACCACAAGGGACAUUCAAUCCAACCCCCUGACAUGUAGAAAUACACAAAGUAUUCCCAACAGAUGGUCA